CCCAGGCUUUUUGACGUCAUGGACUCGACCUUUGACAGAGCCAAUAGGCGAAAAGGAGAGACGGGAAGUAUUUUUGCCGCCCCGCCCGGAAAGGGUGGAGCACAACGUCGAAAGCAGCCAAUGGGAGCCCCGGAGGCGGAGCGCCUGUGGGAGCCGUGGAGGGAACUUUCCCAGUCCCGAGGCGCAACCGGGGUUGCAUCCAUGGAGCUAGCUGAGAGCUCGAGUACAGAACCUGCUAAGGCCAUCAAACCUAUUGAUCGGAAGUCAGUCCAUCAGAUUUGCUCUGGGCAGGUGGUACUGAGUCUAAGCACUGCAGUGAAGGAGUUAGUAGAAAACAGUCUGGAUGCUGGUGCCACUAAUAUUGAUCUAAAGCUUAAGGACUAUGGAGUGGAUCUCAUUGAAGUUUCAGACAAUGGAUGUGGGGUAGAAGAAGAAAACUUCGAAGGCUUAACUCUGAAACAUCACACAUCUAAGAUUCAAGAGUUUGCUGACCUAACUCAGGUUGAAACUUUUGGCUUUCGGGGGGAAGCUCUGAGCUCACUUUGUGCACUGAGCGACGUCACCAUUUCCACCUGCCACGCAUCGGCGAAGGUUGGGACUCGACUGGUGUUUGAUCACAAUGGAAAAAUCAUCCAGAAAGCCCCCUACCCCCGCCCCAGAGGGACCACAGUCAGCGUCCAGCAGUUAUUUUCUACACUACCUGUGCGCCAUAAGGAAUUUCAAAGGAAUAUUAAGAAGGAAUAUGCCAAAAUGGUCCAGGUCUUACAGGCCUACUGUAUCAUUUCAGCAGGCAUCCGUGUAAGUUGCACCAAUCAGCUUGGACAAGGAAAACGACAGCCUGUGGUGUGCACAGGUGGAAGCCCCAGCAUAAAGGAAAAUAUCGGCUCUGUGUUUGGACAGAAGCAGGUGCAAAGCCUCAUUCCUUUUGUUCAGGUGCCCCCUAGUGACUCCGUGUGUGAAGAGUAUGGUCUGAGCUGUUCGGAUGCUCUGCAUAAUCUUUUUUACAUCUCAGGUUUCAUUUCACAAUGCGCGCAUGGAGUUGGAAGGAGUUCAACAGACAGACAGUUUUUCUUUAUCAACCGGCGGCCUUGUGACCCAGCAAAGGUCUCCAGACUUGUGAACGAGGUCUACCACAUGUAUAAUCGACAUCAGUAUCCAUUUGUUGUUCUUAACAUUUCUGUUGAUUCAGAAUGUGUUGAUAUCAAUGUUACUCCAGAUAAAAGGCAAAUUUUACUACAAGAGGAAAAGCUUUUGUUGGCAGUUUUAAAGACCUCUUUGAUAGGAAUGUUUGAUAGUGAUGUCAACAAGCUGAAUGUCAGUCAGCAGCCACUGCUGGAUAUUGAAGGUAACUUAGUAAAAAUGCAUGCAGCGGAUUUGGAGAAGCCCUUGGUAGAAAAGCAGGAUCAUUCCCCUUCAUUAAGGACUCGAGAAGAAAAAAGGGACGUGUCCAUUUCCAGACUGCGAGAGGCCUUUUCUCUUCGUCACACAACGGAGAACAAGCCUCACAGCCCAAAGACUCCAGAAGCAAGAAGGAGCCCUCCAGGACAGAAAAGGGGUACGCCAUCUUCUAGCACUUCAGAUGCCGUCUCUGACAGAGGCUUCCUGAGACCUCAGAAAGAGGCAACGAGUUCCGGUCAGGGACCCAGGGACCCUACGGACGGAGCGGAGGUGGAGAAGGACUCGGGGCACGGCAGCACUUCCGUGGAUUCUGAGGGGUUCAGCAUCCCAGACACGGGCAGUCACUGCAGCAGCGAGUGUGCGGCCAGCUCCCCAGAGGACAGGGGCUCACAGGAACACGCGGACUCUCAAGAGAAAGCGCCUGAAACUGACGACUCCUUUUCAGAUAUGGACUGCCAUCCAAACCAGGAAGACACAGCGUGUAAAUUUCGAGUUUCGCCUCAGCCAACUAAUCUCGCAUCCCCAAACACAAAGCGUUUUAAAAAAGAAGAAAUUCUUUCCAAUUCUGACAUUCGUCAAAAGUUAGUAAAUACUCAGAACGUGUCAGCCUCUCAGGUUGAUGUAGCUGUUAAAAUUAAUAAGAAGGUUGUAGCCCUGGACUUUUCUAUGAGUUCUUUAGCUAAACGAAUAAAGCAGUUACAUCGUGAAACACAGCAAAGUGAAGGUGAACAGAAUUAUAGGAAGUUUAGGGCAAAGAUUUGCCCUGGAGAAAAUCAAGCAGCUGAAGAUGAACUAAGGAAAGAGAUAAGUAAAACGAUGUUUGCAGAAAUGGAAAUCGUUGGUCAGUUUAACCUGGGAUUUAUAAUAACCAAACUGAACGAGGAUCUCUUCAUAGUGGACCAGCAUGCCACGGAUGAGAAAUACAACUUUGAGAUGCUGCAACAGCACACCGUGCUCCAGGGACAGAGGCUUAUUGCACCUCAGACUCUCAACUUAACUGCUGUUAACGAAGCUGUUCUGAUAGAAAAUCUGGAAAUAUUUAGAAAGAAUGGCUUUGAUUUUGUUAUUGAUGAAAAUGCUCCAGUGACUGAAAGGGCUAAAUUGAUUUCCUUGCCAACUAGUAAAAACUGGACCUUCGGACCCCAGGACAUCGAUGAACUGAUCUUUUUGCUAAGCGACAGCCCUGGGGUCAUGUGCCGGCCGUCCCGAGUCAAGCAGAUGUUUGCCUCCAGAGCCUGUCGGAAGUCGGUGAUGAUUGGAACUGCUCUUAACACAAGCGAGAUGAAGAAACUGAUCACCCAUAUGGGGGAGAUGGACCACCCCUGGAACUGUCCCCAUGGAAGGCCAACCAUGAGACACAUAGCCAACCUGGGUGUCAUUUCGCAGAACUGACAGUAGUCACUGUGUGGAAUCAUCGGUUUUAUUGCAGAUUUUUAUGUUUUGAGAGACAGGGUCUUCACUAACCUUUUUUGUUUUCAAAUGAACCUGCUACUUAAAAAAAAAAUACACAUCAGACCCAUUUAAAAGUGAUCUUGAGAACCUUUUCAGACCAGAUGGAGCGCUACUUGCAAAAAUUUUUUUUUCUCUGUUUGCAUGCGCUCGUGUGUGUGUGUGUGUCUGUGUGUCCAGGCAGGAACAUAUUUUAUAAAAAUAAGAACACUUGGGCUGGCCGUGGUGGCUCAUGCCUGUGAUCCACCUGCCCCGGCCUCCCAACGUGCUGAGAUGACAGGUGUGAGCCAUACUGCCUGGCCGAGUCAAGGAUCUUGCAGUAGAGAGAUUAUCCUGGAUUGUCUGGGUGGGCCCAGUCCAUUGGGUGAGUCCUUCGAAGGUGGAGACCUUUCCCUGCUGGCCAGAGAGAAGCUGCCUUGCUGGUUUUGGAGAUGGAAGGAGGUACCACUAGUCAAGGAUUGCAAGCAGCCUCUGGAACAGGGAUUCCAGCACUCCAGCCACACACCAGUAGUGGUCCAUGGCCUGUUAGGAACCAGGGUGCACAGCAGGUUAGGGGCGGGCAAGCCAGCGAAACUUCAUCUGUAUUUAGAUCCAGUCCCCAUGGCUGGUGUUAUCACCUGAGCGCCACCUCCUGGCGUAUCAGCGGUGGGCAUUAGAUUCUCAUAGGAGCACAAACCCUAUUGUGAACUGCACACGCGAGGGAUGUAGGCUGCACACUCCUUAAGAGAAUCUGAUGCCUGAUGAUCUGUCACUGUCUCCCGUCACCCCCAGAUGGGACCGUCUAGUUGCAGGAAAACAAGCUCAGGCUCCCACUGAGUCUAUGAUGGUGAGUUGUAGAAUUAUUUACUUAUAUAUUACAAUGUAAUAAUAAUAGAAAUAAAAUGCACAGUAAAUGCAAUGCACUUGAAUCAUCCUGAAACCAUUCCCUACCCCCAUCCGUGGAGAAAUUGUCUUCUGUGAAACCGGUCUCUGGUGCCAAAAAGGUUGGGGACCGCUUCUGGAAAAGCUGGAAAAGGCAAGGAAACGGAUGCUUCACCGCAGCCUCUGGAAGGAACCAGCACUGUGGGCCUAAUUUACAGACUGUAGGAUAAUAAAUUUGUGUUGCUUCAAGCCACUAAA
Macaca mulatta (Rhesus monkey) is the source of this 3966-nucleotide messenger RNA. RefSeq names its product PMS1 homolog 2, mismatch repair system component (gene PMS2). The record is from RefSeq and is a predicted model, not a curated record. Gene Ontology annotation, biological process: mismatch repair; somatic hypermutation of immunoglobulin genes. Gene Ontology annotation, cellular component: MutLalpha complex. Gene Ontology annotation, molecular function: ATP hydrolysis activity; ATP-dependent DNA damage sensor activity; mismatched DNA binding. NCBI's taxonomy places the organism in Eukaryota, Metazoa, Chordata, Mammalia, Primates, Cercopithecidae.